UCUCCCGUCCCGGCAGCGGCGGCGGCGGUGGCGGCGGCAGCGACGGCGGCGGCGGUAGCAGCCUGCGCGGUGCCUUCUGGGAACGGAAUCCCCAGGGCUGCCCCUGGCCCCUAUGGCGCAUGCGCGGGAGGCCGCUCGGUGAUCCGCGGCGGCGGCGGCGGCGGCGGCGGCGGCGGCGCUUCCUGCUAAGACCGGCCGGGGCCGUACCGGAGGCUCGGGCUCCACCGACCCACCUCCCACCCCCUCCCACUCACCCUCUGGGCCGCGACUGCGCAGGGCGGGGCCAGCCGAACCAUGGGCCGCGGUGUGGGCUAAGCUGGUGGCCCCGGCUUUAGACUGGAUCCCACAAUGUUUGCAGAAAUGUUCAGGCACAGGGGAGCUCAUCACACACAAUGAAUGGAGGCAAUGAGAGCAGUGCAGCAGACAGAGCUGGGGGCCCUGCGGCCACUUCUGUCCCCAUCGGGUGGCAGCGCUGUGUGCGAGAAGGUGCUGUGUACUAUAUCAGCCCAAGUGGCACAGAGCUGUCUUCUCUGGAGCAAACCCGUAGCUACCUCCUCAGCGAUGGGACCUGCAAGUGCGGUCUGGAGUGUCCACUUAAUGUACCCAAGGUUUUCAACUUUGACCCUCUGGCCCCGGUGACCCCGGGUGGGGCUGGGGUGGGGCCUGCAUCAGAGGAGGACAUGACCAAGCUGUGCAACCACAGGCGGAAAGCUGUUGCCAUGGCAACUCUGUACCGCAGCAUGGAGACCACCUGCUCACACUCUUCUCCUGGAGAGGGAGCAAGCCCCCAGAUUUUCCACACUGUGUCCCCAGGGCCCCCCUCUGUCCGCCCUCCUUGUCGAGCUCCUCCUACAACUCCACUUAACGGGGGUCCUGGCUCCAUUCCCCAAGACCCACCUUCCGUUCCCCAGGCCUUCCCCCCUCUGACAGGCCCUGCAGGGCUCUUCCCACCACCCCGGCUUCCUGAUCCAGUUCCCUCUGCAGGCAGCAGCAGCCCUUGUUUCCUCCCAAGAGGCAAUGCUCCCUCUCCAGCCCCACCUCCCCCACCUGCUAUCAGCCUCAAUGCCCCCUCCUACAACUGGGGGGCUUCCCUCCGAUCCAACCUGGUACCCUCUGACCUGGGCUCUCCUCCAGCCCCUCACGCCUCCUCUUCACCACCUUCAGACUCCCCUCUCUUCCACUGUAGUGAUGCCUUAACACCUCCUCCCCUGCCCCCAAGCAAUAAUCUCCCUGGUCCCCCUGGUCCCCCUGGUCCUGCCACUCAGCCACCAGUGUCUUCAGCCACUAUGCACCUGCCCUUGGUCCUGGGAUCCUUGGGAGGGGCCCCCGCCGUGGAGGGGCCUGGGGCACCCCCAUUCGUUGCUAGCAGUCUGCUCUCUGCAGCAGCCAAGGCCCAGCUGCCCCCUCCCCCUCCCAGCACUUUACAGGGCCGAAGGCCCCGUGCCCAGGCACCCUCAGCUGCCCACGCAUCACCCCGUCCCUCUCAGAGGCGGCCUCGCCGGCCCCCAACUGUCUUGCGGUUGCUAGAAGCGGGAGGCCCUCAGACCCCUAGACGGAGCCGUCCUCGGGCCCCUGCUGUCCCUCAGCCCUUUCCUCUCCCAGAGCCAUCCCAGCCUAUCCUCCCCUCUGUGCUGUCCCUACUGGGACUCCCCACCCCUGGCCCUUCCCACUCGGAUGGAAGCUUUAACCUUUUGGGGUCAGAUGCACACCUUCCUCCUCCCCCAGCCCUCUCCUCAGGGAGCCCUCCCCAGCCCAGGCACCCCAUUCAGCCCUCUCUGCCUGGGACCACCAGUGGCAGCCUCAGCAGUGUGCCAGGUGCCCCUGCCCCACCAGCUGCCUCCAAAGCCCCCGUGGUCCCCAGCCCCGCGCUUCAAAGCCCGUCUGGUGGGUUGGGGAUGGGGGCAGGCCCCGCCUGCCCUCUGCCUCCCUUGGCUGCUGGGGAAGCUUUCCCUUUCCCCAGCCCUGAGCAGGGCCUGGCUCUCAGUGGAGCUGGCUUCCCAGGGAUGCUGGGGGCCUUGCCUCUCCCUCUGAGUCUGGGGCAGCCCCCCCCUUCUCCAUUCCUUAGCCACAGUUUAUUUGGUGUGCUGGCAGGGGGAGGACAGCCUCCUCCUGAGCCCCUGCUGCCCCCACCAGGGGGGCCUGGCCCUCCCUCAGCCCCAGGCGAGCCCGAAGGGCCUUCACUCUUGGUGGCUUCUCUGCUUUCACCACCCCCUUCCGACCUCCUUCCCCCUCCUUCUGCACCCCCCAGCAAUCUCCUUGCCUCAUUUCUGCCCCUGUUGGCCCUGGGCCCCACAGCUGGGGAUGGGGAAGGCUCUGCAGAGGGAGCUGGGGGUCCAAAUGGGGAGCCAUUUUCAGGUUUGGGAGACCUGCCCCCCCUACUAUUCCCCCCACUUUCAGCCCCACCCACCCUCAUAGCUUUAAAUUCUGCGCUGCUGGCUGCCAGCCUGGAUCCCCCCUCGGGGACACCCCCCCAGCCCUGUGUCCUGAGUGCCCCCCAACCUGGACCACCUACCUCCAGUGUCACCACGGCAACUACUGACCCGGGGGCCUCCUCUCUGGGCAAGGCCCCCUCCAACUCAGGGAGACCCCAACUUCUUAGCCCUCUGCUGAGUGCCAGCCUGCUGGGUGAGCUGUCUUCACUAGCCAGCAGCCCUGGAGCCCUCCCCAGCCUGUUGCAGCCUCCUGGCCCUCUUCUUUCCAGCCAGUUAGGGCUGCAGCUCCUCCCUGGGGGGGGAGCGCCUCCCACCCUGUCAGAGGCUUCUAGUCCCCUAGCCUGCCUGCUACAGAGUCUCCAGAUCCCUCCAGAGCAGCCAGACGCCCCCUGUCUGCCCCCCGAGAGUCCUGCCUCAGCCCUGGAACCGGAGCCUGCCCGGCCUCCCCUCAGUGCCUUAGCCCCACCCCAUGCUUCUCCUGACCCCCCAGUCCCUGAGCUGCUCACUGGGAGGGGGUCAGGGAAACGGGGCCGGAGGGGAGGAGGGGGACUUAGGGGCAUUAACGGUGAGACCAGGCCAGGCAGAGGCCGAAAGCCGGGCAGCCGCCGAGAGCCUGGCCGGCUAGCACUCAAGUGGGGGACGCGUGGUGGCUUCAAUGGACAAAUGGAACGGUCCCCAAGAAGGACUCACCAUUGGCAGCAUAAUGGGGAGCUAGCUGAAGGGGGUGCUGAGCCCAAGGAUCCACCCCUUCCUGGGCCUCAUUCUGAGGACCUUAAGGUGCCCCCGGGGAUAGUCAGAAAGUCUCGUCGUGGCCGGAGGAGAAAAUACAACCCCGCCCGGAACAGCAGCAGCUCCCGCCAGGAUGUUACCUUGGAACCCAGCCCUACAACGCGAGCAGCUGUCCCUCUGCCUCCCCGGGCUCGCCCUGGACGUCCUGCCAAAAAUAAGAGGAGGAAACUGGCCCCGUAGCAGCCAUACCUGGAGCUGGAAUCUGACCCUGACUGGGGAGAGCUGAGUGCUGAGCCUUGGGAGCCCCUGCCAGCCACAUGCACCUGUGGACAGUGGGUGGGGCACAACUCCCCACUCAGAGCACAAACGCAACCCCUUCCCCUACAAAUCCCAUCCUGAGCCAUUGCAGGGGGUAGGGAAGCUCACCCCCUCCCCCCCAAAGCCAUGUCACUGAAGAGGCCUGGGGGGGUGGUAUAUGGCCCCCUCCCCAUCAGGCGCUAAGGGGAACACCCCUUCCCCAGGUCUUUUAUUUGUUUAAGUUAUUUUUGCACAAAUGACUCUUUUAUAUUUAAUUCGACUUCAUUGCCUCCCUUCUUAAAGCCAGCAGGCUCAGUUUACAAACCUGUGAGCUACUGUUGGCUGCUGCCCUCCUUCCCAGUGAAAGGUACAGAGCAAUAAGCAUCAUGCAUCUCCCCGCACCCCACUAGCACCCCUCUGCCUCUGGCUCAGGUUGCUCAAAGCACAGACCCCCUCUUACCCUAUCCCCAGGACCGAAACACAUAGCCUCGUUUCCAAGUGUAGCCAGGUUCCCUCCCUCUGCUUCCCUCUGGGAUAUGAAAAGGGGGCCAAGAGGACUUUGGAUCUCUCCUCCAUACACACUACACUGGCCCUUCUCCCCCAUCAAGCGCUCAGAGACGUUGUGACGAUGCCACUGGGGAUUAUGCAGCGUGGUCCAGCCGGAGCGGCCAGCAUGACCAGCUGUCCAGGGGCUGCCUCCUGCCUUUUUUUUGUAAAGACAAGACCCUUGGGAGUUUUCAUUCUGUUUUGUACUUGCCCUGUGGGGCCUCCACUGCUUUUCUAUGGGAGACACUCUUAAUUUAACAGAUGAGAAUAUUUUGAAACUCUG
Messenger RNA from Mus pahari (shrew mouse), 4287 nucleotides. It is a transcript of the gene Mbd6, whose product is annotated as methyl-CpG binding domain protein 6. Gene Ontology annotation, cellular component: chromocenter; nucleus. The transcript is spliced from 13 exons. Gene Ontology annotation, molecular function: DNA binding; chromatin binding. Bases 393 to 3401 code for a protein of 1002 amino acids. Lineage: Eukaryota; Metazoa; Chordata; Mammalia; Rodentia; Muridae. The record is from RefSeq and is a predicted model, not a curated record.